Sorghum bicolor (sorghum) is the source of this 1143-nucleotide messenger RNA. RefSeq lists its product as uncharacterized. The transcript has a single exon. Bases 48 to 746 code for a protein of 232 amino acids. NCBI's taxonomy places the organism in Eukaryota, Viridiplantae, Streptophyta, Magnoliopsida, Poales, Poaceae. The record is from RefSeq and is a predicted model, not a curated record. Gene Ontology annotation, biological process: defense response to other organism.
UUAUAUGAUGCAUGCGCAGCAGCCAAAACUAAAACUCAACUAGGGAGAUGUCUCUGAUCACGGGUGAUCCUGAGGAUUCCCCAAGGGACUGUUCCAGGUCCUCCUCCCGGCCGCACAAGCACCACCAUCACCACCACCACGGCAACCGACGUCGUCGUCGGGCAAUCAUCGCCGUCUCCUCCACCGCGGCGUCGCUCCUGUCGCUGGCGCUCAUCCUGUGGCUCACCCUCCGUCCUUCCAGCCCCAGCUUCUCCCUGCUCGCCGCCACCGCCACGGUAUCCAACGCCUCCGCCGCUCCUAUCAUCACCGUCGACGCCGCGCUCACCGCUCACAACCCCAACGCCCACGCCACCGCCCUCUACGACCAGCUCCAGGCCACCGCCUCCUACGCCGGCGUGCCCCUCAGCGGCGCUGCGCCUUUGAUGCCCACGCCCUUAGAGCAGCCGGAGGGCGACGUGGUUCUGUCGGCCAUGCUCACGUCCAGCUCUGCCUGGACCUGGACGUCGACGUCGCCGUCGCCGCCUGACCGUGCCCUGCUCAGGGUGCGCAUUCAGGGGCAGCUCCGCUGGAAGGUGGCCGCCUGGGUGUCCGCCACGCACGGCCUCACCGUGGACUGCAUCGCCGCCGUUCUGCUGCAAGCGUCGGCGAUCCCACUCCCACCAGGACAGGGGCAGCUGCAGCAGCAGGGGGCAUCCUUCCCCUCCCAGUCCCAGUCCCAGUCCCAGUGCGCCACCAACGUCCAAUGAAGAUCCAUCGUAUAUCUUCAUCUUCAUUCAUCAAUAGUGAUGAUGGUACAUACGGUGCAGUGCGCAAUCCGUUGUCAUCCAUGACUAAUAAAUGACACGGUCCUACCUACCUAGCCUGCCUAUAGCGGCCGUAGUCCCUAAUUAACAUCGCCAAUCAUUGCAGUUAAUACUAGUAUAAUCCAAGUAUGUAUGUAUGUAUCUUAUUUUUCACCUACUAGUAAUAAUACUAAUACUAUACUAAUACGGCCGUAGUCCCUUGUGAAGGUUUGUGUGCGUGUGUGGCCAACGCCCUUGUGAAGGUCUGUGUGGUGUGGCCAAUGGCUUUGUAACCGUUCAGACAAGUGCUACAGUGAAUAAUUAUUUUGAGCCUCAAUGAAAACAAAUACCACUUGUUACA